Molecule: messenger RNA, 492 nt
Organism: Drosophila albomicans
Lineage: Eukaryota; Metazoa; Arthropoda; Insecta; Diptera; Drosophilidae
Gene: Nplp4
Product: neuropeptide-like 4
Exons: 2
Coding region: 102-302 (66 amino acids)
Source: RefSeq, a predicted model, not a curated record
AGUUUAGAGUAUAAAUAGCCGGCGUAUCUGGUCAAACAGCAUCAAAACAUCAAGUGCAAUUGUUUCAAUAACAACAACCAAAACCCCAAAAAACUACCAAAAUGUUCAAGCUGCUCGCUGUCUUCUUCGCCGCUCUCUUCGCUGUUGCCCUCGCCGUGCCAGCACCAGCUCCAGCUCCCCGUGCCGCCCCCGUUCCCGUGCCCAUCGCCAGCCCUGAGCCAGCCCCACAGUUCUACUAUGGUGCCAGCCCCUAUGCUUACUCUGCAUACUCUGCCUACUCGCCAUACUCGUAUUACGGCUAAGUGCUAACGGCUUAUUCUCACUACGACUAACUAAAGGCAAUUACCAACACUGUGACUGUGACCCGCAAAUGGAUUCGUGAUAAUGGACAUGGAAACAAACGCGCGCUGGCAAUUCUAAUUAGGAUUUUUAGUAAUAAAUGCUUAUGAAAAAUGCAAAAAAAAAUCAAUAAAAUGUGUUUAAAACUUUAAA